Botrytis fragariae is the source of this 1152-nucleotide messenger RNA. RefSeq lists its product as uncharacterized. The record is from RefSeq and is a predicted model, not a curated record. Bases 1 to 1152 code for a protein of 383 amino acids. Lineage: Eukaryota; Fungi; Ascomycota; Leotiomycetes; Helotiales; Sclerotiniaceae. The transcript has 2 exons.
AUGCAUUUCUCAAAAGCUGCCAUCACUGCCAUCUUGGCCUUCACCUCAGUACAAGGUUUACCAAUUCAAAAACGCUGUGACACAUGCGGUCUUUCCAAUAAAGAACCUAAGGUUGAAGAGCGCGAUUCUCAAAAAACACCGGUCGUCAAAAUGCGAUUGAGACCUAUAUCAGAUUUUUGUGAGAAAUGUCCACCAAAGGAAUUUUUCGAAGCUGGUGGGGCCGGAUAUGGCAUGACUCCAAAGGGCAUGAUGGGAGAACUUGUUGCUGGCAUGUGCAAUGACCAUUGUGGGACUGCCUAUCCCGAGUCUUACCCAAACAAUCUCCAACCUAGACUUACUAUUUCUCGACCCGAAUCAAACACUACCCGGCCUAGAGCUGUUACUUCCCAAUCCGAAUCAACCACCACCCAACCUGAAAUUACCGCUUCCCAGUCAGAUGAUUACAAAAACAAUAAUUACACUAUCCAAUUUGAAGAUGAUGAUAUCAUUGAGUUCAAGCCUGAAGAGAAGGGCACUUGCACUGCUGCAGGCAUGUUCAACUGUAUUUCUGGAACAUCGUUCCAGCAAUGUGCCAGCGGUACCUGGAGUGCUGCUCAAAAUAUGGCUCCAGGAACUGUUUGUUUAGCUGGAUACGCGUACGAUUUGAACACUGUGGCAGUCGAAAAGAGAACGGUGACCACCCAGGAUAUCCAGAAUUCUACUUCAGAGGAAAUGGACACCAAGGCAGAGAAGAAACCUGCUGAAAAGAGAUUGUGGAUCCAAGUUUUCAAAUGGCAAUUCUUCGGACCCAAACCACCAGUGCACCUUACUCCAGAGGAGCAGAAAGAGAAGGAUAUCGCAGCAGAAGCCAAACAUGCCAAGGAAUUUCAUCAAUAUGGCGGACACGGAGAUCUCAAGAAGGAAGCUGAGGAGAACAAAGCCGCCGAAGAGAAGCACGCCAAAGAAUUUCAUCAAUUUUCCGGUCUCGACAAGGAAGCUGAGAAGAAGAAAGCCGAGGAGAAGAAAGUCUCUGAUGAGAAAUAUGCCAAAGAAUUUCAUCAAUUUGGCGGUAUCAAGAAGGAAGCUGAGAAGAAGAAAGCCAAGGAGGAGGAGAAAAAAGCCCUUGCUUGGGAACUAUUUGGACCCACAAAGGAUGGAGAAAAGCAAGAAUAA